CAAACAAGUGAAUCUCAAUCUGAAUCAAAUUUAUUUAUAACUAAUCAACAAUGUUGUCGGAGUGGCAGUCUGUGUGUGUGUGUGUGCGUGUGUGUCUGCGCGUCUGUGAGUGCCGAAAUUCCCGCGAAUAUAUGCGUUGGCUGCCAAAGUGAUAGCCAAAUGCAAAUUUAGGCACUGCCCAAGAACCCAACAGUCCGCAUCCCAUUUAAAUCUAGAAAUCCCGAACCAACUGACAUGGAGGCGGAUCUCGAAAAGGUGCCACGCCUUGGAUGGCGGCACUUGCAGGCGGCGCUGCUCUUCAUUGGACUGGCGGCCAACACAAUUCUUCAGCUGAAUGUGGGCGUGACUGUGGUGGCGAUGACCAAUGCCACAUCGAUCAAUGAGGACACGCCCUACUACAACUGGACGGAGUCGGAGAAGUCCUACAUCCUGUCCAGCUUCUAUUGGGGCUCCACGCUGGCUCAGUUCCCCGCCGGCUACCUGUGCAAGCGCUUCGGCUCGAAGGCCGUACUCUUCCUGGGCACCCUGGGCUCGGCCCUGCUCAGUGCGGCGACACCGCACAGCAUCUAUGCGGCGGGCUGGCAGGCCUUCUGCCUGAUCCGUCUGCUCCAGGGCCUGUGCCAGGUGACAUGGCCCUGCAUCCACCAGCAUUUGGCCAACUGGGCGCCGGAGGUGGAACGAACGCGCCUGGGUGCCUUCGCCUACACGGGCUUCGACUGUGGCAAUGUGCUGGCCAUGUAUGCGGCAGGGACGAUAGCCAGCUCGCCGCUGGGCUGGCCGGGCAUCAGCUAUGCCUCCGCGGGUCUGGCGCUCUGCUGGUGCCUGCUGUGGCUGCUGCUGGGCGCCAAUCGGGCCAGCGAGGCUCGCUUUAUUGGCCAGGCCGAAAAGGAAUACAUCAUGGGUGAUCUGCAGAUGCAGUUGAGCUCCAAGAAGAGAGAGCGCCGGAGAGCCAUACCCUGGCGUGGCAUCUUCACAUCGGCGCCGUUCUAUGCGCUGCUGUGCGCCCGCUGUGCGGACACUUGGGGACUGGCCACCAUGCAGGCCGAGCUGCCGGCGUAUCUGAAGGGAGUGCUCCAAUUGCAGAUGGAUAGCAAUGCGGUGUUCUCGGCACUGCCCUUCCUGCUGAUGUGGGCCAUGUGCUAUGUGUAUUUGAUCGUGGCCGACACCCUGCUGCAGUACAAGUGCCUCAGUCUGACAGCGCUGCGGAAGACAUACAACAGCAUUGCGCUGUGGGCGCCCGCCUCCAUAAUGCUGGCCGUGGGCUUUGUGGGCGUGGAGCAAAAGUCGCUGGCCCUAUUCCUCGUCACGCUGAGCGUGGGCGUUAGCAGUGCGGCGACAAUUGGCAGCGAACUGAAUACGAUUGACCUGUCGCCGAAUCAUGCCGGCAUCCUCUCCGGCAUACUGAGCACCUUCACCAACCUGGUGGCCCUGUGCACACCGCUCGUUGUGGGCGUACUGGUGACGGAUGCAACGCAGCGCAGCGAAUGGCAGCUGGUCUUCAGCCUGGCGGCUGUCGUCCUUUUUGCUGGCAAUGUGAUCUAUUUGAUUUGGGGCACUGCCGUGACCCAGCCAUGGAACGAGCCGCAGGAGCAGCAGCAGCUGCAUCUACAGGAGGAUGGGGAGGAGGAGGAGGAGCAGAAGCCCUUCAAGACUGCCCGACUGGAGAUACAAGGAGCAGCAGCAGCAGCAGCAGCAGCAGAAGCAGAAGAAGUUGUAGGAUUAGGAUUGCAUUGUAAAAACCCAUGAAAAGAUUUAUUUUCAUUUUGAGCUUUA
Drosophila obscura is the source of this 1773-nucleotide messenger RNA. RefSeq names its product putative inorganic phosphate cotransporter. Gene Ontology annotation, cellular component: plasma membrane. The transcript is spliced from 4 exons. The record is from RefSeq and is a predicted model, not a curated record. The coding region runs from base 235 to 1746 and encodes 503 amino acids. Gene Ontology annotation, biological process: transmembrane transport; monoatomic anion transport. Gene Ontology annotation, molecular function: transmembrane transporter activity. Lineage: Eukaryota; Metazoa; Arthropoda; Insecta; Diptera; Drosophilidae.